Messenger RNA from Tarenaya hassleriana, 1894 nucleotides. RefSeq names its product carboxyl-terminal-processing peptidase 1, chloroplastic. The transcript has 12 exons. The record is from RefSeq and is a predicted model, not a curated record. Gene Ontology annotation, molecular function: endopeptidase activity; serine-type peptidase activity; protein binding. Lineage: Eukaryota; Viridiplantae; Streptophyta; Magnoliopsida; Brassicales; Cleomaceae. The coding region runs from base 51 to 1532 and encodes 493 amino acids. Gene Ontology annotation, biological process: proteolysis.
UGUGUGUAUUGGGUCCAAUCAGAAGUUCAGAACCAAGCAGCAAAACGAAGAUGAGGCUCAUGCUUCCAUUUCCCUCGCCGUUAUCCGCCUCGUCGGCGCCUCCGCCGCCGGGAUUUCGGUCGGAACCUACGCCUCCGCCGUCGUUGAACUUCCCGGAGUUCAACAAUUGGGCCAAAAAGUCAGUAAUCGGAGCCCUAACCGGAGCUCUCUCGUUCACUCUGGUUUUCUCUUCACCCCUCUCCUCCUUUGCCAUCGAUCCAUACCUCUCCCUGAAACCGCCGUCUCCGCCGGAUUCUUCCCUGAACUACCUCAAGCCUGCUCCGGAAAACUGCCGUGACGAGGAAGAUGCCGAGUCAGAGCAGCCGAGAGAUGAUGACGUCAGGCCGGAGUUUGUCACCGAUGAGGACAUUGUUCAAGAAGCUUGGCAGAUCGUCAAUGACGCCUUCCUCGAUACCGGUCGCCAUAGCUGGACCCCUGAAACGUGGCAGAAAAAGAAGGAAGAUUUAUUGUCUAGUCCGAUCCGGAGUAGAUCAAAGGCUCAUGAGGUGAUAAGAACAAUGCUCGCCGGUUUGGGCGACCCAUAUACUCGUUUCCUCUCACCGGAAGAGUUCUCCAGGAUGUCGAAGUACGACCUCUCGGGUAUUGGAAUAAACCUUAGGGAAAUUCCUGAUGGCGAUGGACAUGUUAAGCUGAAGGUGCUUGGUCUCGUGUUGGAUGGCCCUGCUAACGCUGCUGGUGUAAGGCAGGGGGAUCAACUUCUUGCUGUCAAUGGAGUGGAUGUCGCUGGGAAAUCAGCAUUUGAAGCAUUAUCUUUGUUGCAAGGCCCUAGUAAAUCUUAUGUGGUUCUCAAGGUCAUGCAUGGUGAUUGUGGACCUGUUCAAUCAAUAGAAGUCCAGAGACAAGUUAAUGCACGGACCCCAGUCUUUUAUCGGUUGGAAAAAGUAGACAAUGGCAAAACUUCUGUUGGGUAUAUCCGCUUAAAAGAGUUCAAUGCCCUUGCUAGAAAAGAUUUGGUGAUUGCAAUGAAGCGGCUCCAAGACAUGGGUUCUUCAUAUUUUGUAAUGGACCUUAGAGAUAACCUUGGUGGACUUGUACAAGCUGGAAUUGAAACUGCAAAGCUUUUCCUAGAUGAAGGAGAUACGGUGACGUAUACAGCUGGAAGAGACGCGGAGGGGCAGAACACUAUUGUUGCAGACACAAAACCACUGGUUACUGCUCCUGUUAUUGUAAUGGUAAAUAGCAAAACAGCUAGUGCUAGUGAAAUUGUUGCAUCUGCACUUCAUGAUAACUGUAAAGCAGUCCUCGUUGGUGAAAGAACUUAUGGAAAGGGUUUGAUUCAAUCGGUGUUUGAACUCCGGGAUGGAUCUGGAGUGGUUGUCACCAUUGGAAAAUACGUCACCCCCAAUCACAUGGACAUCAACGGUGGUGGAAUUGAACCCGACUUCCGAAAUUUACCAGCUUGGGAUGAAGUGAAAGAGCGUUUGUCCAAGUGCAAUAUGCUUCAACAAAAGUUGACACAUGAUGAAUCCUGAGCCAUUCUUGUCAUUCUUAGCUCGAUCCAUUACUGAAUAACCAACAAAAAUGCUUAAGAGACAAUUUGAAAGUCAUUCAACUACACUGAUACAGCAGGGGGAAAGCCCUUUAUAGAGAUCUUCUCGCGGAAUUUUGCACAUCUUCCCCACUUGCAGGAGUUGAAACAAACUGUAAGAUGAACAAAAGGAUGGGUGUAUUGAGAGAGAGAUGUACUUGCCUAUUGUCUUCUUGCUCAGUUUGUCCUUACUAUCUGUUGUUCUCGUGGGUGAUUUUUUGUAGAAAGUGAACUGAGGAAUGAGCGUAUAGAUCACGUCUCAAGCUGUGCAUUUUCCUUUUUUGGUCACCCGCUUUUUAGCUCUCA